AUGAAUGCCAGUAAGGUCCUAAAGCGAGAGCUAAUGCAUGUCCACGAGCUCCAGGGUGCAUUGUGGAUGUUCCACAUUGCUGGUGUAGGACUUUGCAUGACAGGUUCUGCUUACAUUUUGGACCUGGCAAUUCGUGUGGUGCCAAGCUUCAGUGAUCCCAACAGCACUCUGUUCAUCCUUGAGACUCGUGGCGUUUUUAUGCUCAACGGGAUCACUGGCAUGUUCAUUGGACACAGUAUUAUGCUUGGAUUUGACACAGUCUUUGAUACUCUCUUGUACUGCUAUGCCAUUCAGUUGAAGCGUGAGAAGGAGGCAUUGGUUGAGCUUGAGGACAGAAGAAGCACCGGGCGUGAGCACCAUUUGCUCUGGUUCAUUCCUCCAGAGAGUGAGGAGGAAUCCAACCCGGAUGAGAACAAUUUCCUUCCUCGAAGGAUGAAGGAUGUUUGCCAGUCCUACACGAGCUCAGCUGCCCAAGGAAAUCUCAGCUGA
Messenger RNA from Durusdinium trenchii, 489 nucleotides. Lineage: Eukaryota; Dinophyceae; Suessiales; Symbiodiniaceae. The record is from the annotation of a GenBank genome assembly.